This is a messenger RNA of Cyclopterus lumpus (lumpfish), 1553 nucleotides long. RefSeq names its product SRY-box transcription factor 2 (gene sox2). The transcript has 2 exons. The record is from RefSeq and is a predicted model, not a curated record. Gene Ontology annotation, molecular function: RNA polymerase II cis-regulatory region sequence-specific DNA binding; DNA-binding transcription factor activity, RNA polymerase II-specific. The coding region runs from base 414 to 1388 and encodes 324 amino acids. NCBI's taxonomy places the organism in Eukaryota, Metazoa, Chordata, Actinopteri, Perciformes, Cyclopteridae. Gene Ontology annotation, biological process: anatomical structure morphogenesis; regulation of DNA-templated transcription; cell differentiation.
UAUUAACUUGUUCAAAAACUAUCUGGAGUUGUCAAGGCUCGGGCGGACAGAGGCGAAAAGUACAGUUUGUUGAUGCUUUUUCGGAGAAGCGACGGGAGAAGUUUUGUGGACACAACAUAGCGAGGGACCUAUUGGGAGAAGGCUCUUUGUCACACACACACACACACAAGCGCGCGCUCUGACACACACUCACCGAGCGGGAGAGAGAGAGAGAGAGAGAGAGUGAAGACGCAGCAGGCUGCUUGUGGUUUUUUCGUCCAGAGAAAAAGUUGCAGUGAAAAAAUCGACAGGUAACUUUUUUUUUUAGCAGCAGCCCCGCGCGCUCCUCAGUGGCUCGUGGAGUUUGUCUCUGUGGUUUUUUCUUUCUUCUUUUCCCCCGUGCUCGCGGGAGCUCCAACUAAAAGCUGUUCCUGAUGUAUAACAUGAUGGAGACUGAACUGAAGCCCCCGGCUCCCCAGACCAACACGGGGGGCUCGGGCAACACCAACACGUCCGGCACCGGACCCAACCAGAAAAACAGCCCGGAGCGGGUCAAGAGACCCAUGAACGCGUUCAUGGUGUGGUCCCGGGGCCAGAGGAGGAAGAUGGCGCAAGAAAAUCCCAAAAUGCACAACUCGGAGAUAAGCAAGAGGCUGGGCGCGGAGUGGAAACUUCUGUCGGAGAGCGAGAAGAGACCGUUCAUCGACGAAGCCAAGAGGCUGCGGGCCCUGCACAUGAAGGAGCAUCCGGAUUACAAAUACCGGCCCCGGCGGAAAACCAAGACCCUCAUGAAGAAGGACAAGUACACCUUGCCCGGUGGGCUGCUGUCGGCGGGAGGAAACGGGAUGGGAGCUGGUGUCGGUGUCGGGGUGGGGGCUGGGCUGGGCGGCGGGGUGAACCAGCGGAUGGACAGCUACGCGGCGCACAUGAACGGCUGGACCAACGGGGGCUACGGCAUGAUGCAGGACCAGCUGAGCUACCAGCACCCGGGGCUGAACGCGCACAACCAGAGUCAGAUGCAGUCCAUGCACCGCUACGACAUGAGCGCCCUGCAGUACAACACCAUGGCCAGCUCCCAGAGCUACAUGAACGGCUCCCCGACAUACUCCAUGUCUUAUUCUCAGCAAGGCACGCCAGGGAUGACCACCCUGGGCUCCAUGGGGCCCUCCUCGGUGGUGAAGUCCGAGUCCAGCAGCUCCAGCCCGCCCGUCGUCACCUCGUCGUCCCACCGGGCCGGCCCGGGCUGCCAAAGCGGAGAUCUGAGGGACAUGAUCAGCAUGUACCUGCCCGGGGCGGAGGUCAGCGAGCAGACCGCCCAGACCAGGCUACACAUGUCCGGGCACUACCAGAGCACCGUGCCCGGGACGACGAUCAACGGCACGCUGCCGUUAACACACAUGGAGCUCUAGAGGAACGGUAGGAGAUCCCCCUCUUCAUUGGUGGAUGAAGUUUGGAAGACUAGAAAGUGGCAGUCGCAAUCAAAUGUUUUAUUAUUGCAAUCACCUUUUGUACAGUAUUUAUCAAAGAAACAUUACAAUCAGAUGAAAUUGUUUGUUAAACUGCAAGAGGUUGUA